This is a messenger RNA of Drechmeria coniospora, 1017 nucleotides long. RefSeq names its product Transcription factor tau 55 kDa subunit. The transcript has 2 exons. NCBI's taxonomy places the organism in Eukaryota, Fungi, Ascomycota, Sordariomycetes, Hypocreales, Ophiocordycipitaceae. The record is from RefSeq and is a predicted model, not a curated record. Bases 1 to 1017 code for a protein of 338 amino acids.
AUGGAGAAGGCUAUGGUUGCAGGUAUGUGGGUACGUACCGACCAACAACACUCCACUCAGUUCACGGAGAAGUACUUUGGACUUCGAGCAAGCAUCUUUCCAACGACGGACACGGUCCGUUUCCACGCACCACGUUGUCCGUUUGACCUCAGCAGGGUGAAAAUCGGGCAAGAUUCUUCACGCAGCCAACCGCGCCCAAAGGAAAAGAAAGGAAGUGAGAGGCAAAGAAAGAAAAUAAAGGAAAUCGUUGCAGAGAUGCCGCUGGAGAAAAUCUACGUUGCCCGCCAUGGGUUCCGCUCCAAUUGGCUCGUUGACCCUCUCACCGGGACCUACUCUGCACACAUCCCAUCGCCAACGGGAAUACCUGCCGACCCAACACUCACCUCCCACGGCGUCAGGCAGUCCAAAGAGUUGGCAAGCCACCUCGUGACGCUCGAUCCACCCAUUGAGGCGGUGUAUUCAAGUCCAUUCUAUCGUUGCCUGGAGACGCUGAGCCCUUUUGUGACUCUGCAGCUGCAGAAGCAAGAGCAGGGCCGGACGGGCGGACGACUCGUGUCCGAGACGGCCAUGAUUCGCCUGGAGCGGGGCAUCCAGGAGUGGUUCGGCUCGGCCCCCUUCGACCACCCCGAGCCGGCCACAGCAGACGUUCUCAAGACGCUCUUCCCCACCAUCAACGGCGAGUACCGGUCCGUCGUGUCACCUUCCAAGAGGGGCGAGACGUUGGCCGAGUUGCAGGACCGUGUCGCCGUUGCGUUGCGAGCCAUCAUAGACAGGUGUGAUGCGGAAGGCACCCGAGCGGUCCUGUUGUGCAGUCAUGCCGCAGUCAUCAUCGUCUUGGGCCGCAUACUUACCGGACAGGUGCCAGAGGCCGCCGAUACGGACGACUUUUACGCCUACACUUGCGGCUUGAGUGUUUUUCGUCGAGCCGCGCCGGUUGAGGAAGGGCGUGUUCAAGGUCCCCGGCCCUUAUCGGCAGAUCGAGGUACGUGGCGGGCCUGCUCAUGUUUCGCAGCAUGA